CAAGGUGAGAAAUCAGGAGGAAUUCUUCAUGUUUCCCGAACUUCAUGCAAGAGUCCAAGAAGCCACCUUUCCGGAAAUAACAACAACAUGGUUCAACCAGACAAGCAAGUACACUUCAAGCAGCGAAUACUGCACUCACGUCACGGGCAAAUUCAUAUGCAACAACAAUGCGUGCCAAAAUCAGGCGUGGACCAGCAAGAGGGUGUCUAUCGAGAUACGAGGAUAUCAAGGAAACGGAUACAACGCCACUGUGUACAACCAGAGGUGCAAGUCGUGCAACUGCCUAGGCGCCUUUGAGCUGGACGAAGAAUCCUACAUUGACCGGGUUUCGUACAGGAUCAAGAAGUGGGCGGGUGUGAAAAUGAAGCCGCCCCCUUACGAAGAGGCCGUAGACAAGAAGCCACAUGAGAGCCAGUUUUGUGAAGGGUGUAAGCGAGGCAAGUGUCAAGAGAGCGGUAAUUUUGGUUUUUACUAACGGCUCUCGUCCUGUCUUGUAUAAAUGAUAUUGUAACACUAGAUCC
This is a messenger RNA of Exserohilum turcica Et28A, 521 nucleotides long. RefSeq lists its product as uncharacterized. NCBI's taxonomy places the organism in Eukaryota, Fungi, Ascomycota, Dothideomycetes, Pleosporales, Pleosporaceae. The record is from RefSeq and is a predicted model, not a curated record. Bases 29 to 475 code for a protein of 148 amino acids. The transcript has a single exon.